GCAGCGCGCCCCGCAGCGCACGUACAGCGUCGUCCAGGUGGGGUGCGAGUGCUACGCCGCCCAGGCGCACUGUCAGCCCUAGCAGCUGCACGAGCGCUAGGCGCAGCUCCUCGCAAGCUUCCAGAGGAGGCCGCGCAGGCUCCGGCCGGGCCAAGCGUGCGUUUCUCAGCAGGAAGGAAGAAGACGCCUGGCCAUGGCCUCCCCAUCAUCCUUCCCCUCAGAAGAGGAGGACAGCCUGAAGGGAUGUGAGCUGUAUGUCCAGAAACACAGCAUCCAGCAGGUGCUCAAAGACUGCAUUGUUCACCUCUGUGUCUCCAAGCCUGACCGCCCCAUGAAGUUCCUCCGGGAGCACUUUGAGAAGCUGGAAAAGGAAGAAAACCGGCAGAUUCUGGCCCGGCAGAAGUCAAACUCACAGUCCGACUCCCAUGAUGAGGAGGUGUCGCCAACCCCUCCCAAUCCUGUGGUGAAGGCCCGGCGCCGGCGAGGGGGUGUGAGCGCUGAGGUCUACACAGAGGAGGAUGCAGUCUCCUACGUUAGAAAGGUCAUUCCCAAGGACUAUAAGACCAUGACUGCACUGGCCAAGGCCAUUUCCAAGAACGUGCUGUUUGCCCACCUGGAUGACAAUGAGAGAAGUGACAUAUUUGAUGCCAUGUUCCCUGUCACUCACAUUGCUGGGGAGACGGUCAUACAGCAAGGGAAUGAAGGAGAUAACUUCUACGUAAUUGACCAAGGAGAGGUGGAUGUGUAUGUGAAUGGAGAGUGGGUGACCAACAUCAGCGAGGGGGGAAGCUUUGGGGAGCUGGCACUCAUCUACGGCACGCCCAGGGCUGCUACUGUGAAGGCCAAGACCGACCUCAAGCUCUGGGGCAUUGAUCGUGACAGCUACCGGCGCAUCCUGAUGGGCAGCACACUGAGAAAACGCAAGAUGUACGAGGAGUUCCUCAGCAAGGUCUCCAUCCUCGAGUCCCUGGAGAAGUGGGAACGGCUGACCGUGGCUGAUGCCCUGGAGCCCGUGCAGUUUGAAGAUGGAGAGAAAAUUGUGGUUCAAGGGGAGCCCGGGGAUGACUUCUACAUCAUCACAGAGGGUACUGCCUCGGUCCUCCAGCGCCGGUCCCCCAAUGAGGAGUACGUGGAGGUGGGCCGACUGGGGCCAUCUGACUACUUUGGGGAGAUCGCACUACUGCUGAACCGGCCUCGGGCAGCCACUGUGGUGGCUCGGGGACCCCUCAAGUGUGUCAAGCUGGACCGGCCACGCUUUGAGCGUGUGCUGGGGCCUUGCUCUGAGAUCCUCAAAAGAAACAUUCAACGCUACAACAGCUUCAUCUCUCUCACUGUCUGAGCCACCGCUGUCCACCAUGUGUCUGGGCUGGGAGCCUCAAGAAGUGGUUGGUGGGCUGGUGGCCCAGCAUGGACUCCCUUCCCUCUGGACUCUUUGUGGAAUAAGUAAUCAACUUGUGCAUUUCAAAAACAAAGAGCAAGAAAACAGAAGAUAUCCCAAGACCAAGAAGGCCACAGGCCAGCUUCCUUCCCCAGUGACCCUCCUGUUUGCCCCAGGGGCUUGUUUGGAGCCACCUCAGCCCCUUCAAGUCCCUAUGGUGUCAGAUUCUCCAGGCCUAGGCCCACUAUAGGAAAGAUCUCAUCAAAUGGAGUGUCCCCAAAGGGACAUUCAGGCUGGAGGUGGAGAUAGAGGCUGAGGAAAGAGGGCCUUCCCCCCACCCUCUUCUCACAGGUCCCCAGGGGACACAGGUUUGAUCCCUGGCUUCUGACAUGGUGACCUGGACUGUGGGCCCAUGUGAGCAUGGAAAGUUAGAGGAGCUUUCCUGGGUAGAGAUUGGAAAGGCCACCCCUGGGUGGGUCACUUACUGCCUGAUACCUGGGCACCUGGGGCACCUGAGACAGUUAGCAGAGCCUGAGUCACCUCACUGGAAUGGGUAGGAAACCAGUAAGUUUGGGACUUUACAAUGUCUGGUGAGUGCUUCUCCAGGGGUCAGGGUACUUCUCCAUCAAGUGGCUUCUUGGGGAUCUGCAGGGAGAGCGAGGCUUUCUGAGCAUUCUGGAUAAAGCUGUAGGAGUCAAGGUCCCAUUUGAGUGCUCCUCAUAGAUACAGCUGAGUCAACCUGUACCCCAGCCCAGGAAGACUGUGUGUUUCUUACCUGGCCUCCAUUCCCUGGAUGUGAGGGAAAAUGUAAGGGAAGCCAGUCCUGGCCCCAGCCCAACCAUCCACAGACCUGUCCCCUAGGUGUGUUUCAUGUCCAAUGAUGGCACAGAGCCUGAGAGCCCAAGGGGCCAUCCCAUCUUGUCCUUGUGUGGCUAAGGAGGCCACCCUGCCGGUGACCAGCUCCUGCGCUUGCCCACCCCGCCUGCGCCCGUGGACUCUGUGGCUGUGCACUGCCCCCAGCCGCUCCUGGUGUGCAUGAGCUAAUAAAUGUGCAGAGAAGAACCACUCCCCA
Messenger RNA from Cavia porcellus (domestic guinea pig), 2450 nucleotides. RefSeq names its product protein kinase cAMP-dependent type I regulatory subunit beta (gene Prkar1b). The coding region runs from base 194 to 1339 and encodes 381 amino acids. The transcript is spliced from 11 exons. Gene Ontology annotation, cellular component: cAMP-dependent protein kinase complex. Lineage: Eukaryota; Metazoa; Chordata; Mammalia; Rodentia; Caviidae. Gene Ontology annotation, biological process: regulation of protein phosphorylation. Gene Ontology annotation, molecular function: cAMP-dependent protein kinase regulator activity. The record is from RefSeq and is a predicted model, not a curated record.